AGCUGUGAUACAAAUCCUCCUGGAGCAGCAUUUAGAGAUGGGAAGGACAAGAAGCAUCCAUAUCUACAGUGACACUGGACACCAUUGUUAACCUGAGUUGACAGCUUCCAAGAGUGGGGCAUCCCAAAAGGACUUCCUUCCCUCCAUCUCAAAUGCACCAUGAACUCUGAAACUACAGUUCAAAAUGCCUUUUAAAAGCAUUUUGCUGUUUACUUCUCUGAUAAUGGCUUGUGGUUCCGCAGGCUGGACACACAAAAGUGAGGAUGGGUGACAGUGUGACUCUGAGCUGUGCCCUGACAAAACCCAUGGAUGUUCUGCAAGUGACAUGGCAAAAGGACUCAGAAGAAUUACAUGAUAAUAUAGCUACAUACAGUGAAACAAAUGGAUUAAAGAUUCAGAAGCCCUAUGAAGACAGAAUGAAUUUCACAAGUUUGGAACUCAAUAAGACAAGCAUAACUUUUUGGGACACUAGAAUGGACGAUUCAGGAUGUUACAAGUGUCUCUUCAAUGUUUUCCCUUCUGGCCCUCUCUCAGGAAAUACCUGCCUGAGUGUUUUUGGUCUCAAUGCAUCUGUCCAUCACAACAUUUCUGAAGAUCAUUUGAUAGUCAUCUGUAAUGCUAAUGGCCUCCCAGAGCCCACCAUCACCUGGAACAACCUGUUCAAUUCUACUCCUACACAGAAGACAGUCAAGCACAAAAAUGGUAUUGUGUCCAUCACCAGUAAACUGGAAAUCUACAACAUUCAGAGCAUCAGUGCACAGGAUUUGAUCUGCAGAGUAAGCAACACAAAUGAAACAUUUGAAAUGCCUGUGAAAAUAAAAGGAGAAGAGGGAUUGUCAUUGCUUUGGCUGGUGAUUAUUGUGGUGCUUUUAGCAGUCAUUAUAGUUCUGAUUCUGAUUAUGCUGUUUUGGAGGAAGAUCCUAUGCAGGAGGAGCUGAAGUGGAUCCUUGAGGAUUUCCAUCCAUCUACUAGAUCAUUAGAAGCUAGCAGCCUGAAGUCUACAUUACACAUAGUGACUUGACUGGCUGGAAAGAAUCAGCAAAAAAAGGAGAAGACAUCAUAUAUACUGCCCUAUCUGGAAGCUGAGUUGAUCACUAAAAUGACUAACACAGUAUUUGCUAUCUGGUCUAGGCUCUUAAUAUUAAAAUGUAGGACUGGAGGGAACACUUGGUCUGCUGCUCUGCAGAGGAGGAGAUUUUGUCAAGCAAAACCUUCUUUGCCCAUGCCACUCUUGCUGCUGGGCAAAAUGUGUUUGUCUUCUUCCAACUGAGUUUUGAAAAUGUCCAUGGAUAGAAGCUCUGCAGACUCUCUCAGGAUUCUCGUCCAGUGCCUAAUUGCUCUUCCAGUAGAGAAAGAUUUAAUGUUUUGCCAACAUCUGUCUGCAAUUUCACUUGCAGGAACUCUGAGUUCAUGGCCCUCUUCCUGUCAUCUGGUUUUUCUUCUUCUUAUCCAGUUGUUCCAACUCCUUUUUCUCUGUCUGGAAAAACCUGCUGGACUCAAAAUCACAGGACUCAAACCACAAAGGAUUUGGCAAAAUUAUUGGGGAAGAGCAAUAGGUCUCCAAGCAGGUGACUAAAUAAAGGCAGUAGCAGCCACAGUUUGGAAAGAAGAAUUGUAAGUAAUUAGUACAAUACAGAAAUAAUAUACUUUAUUUGACUUUUUUCUAAUCCUGGAGUAUUUUCUUCUGUGUUUUCUGGGUUUUUUGGAGAUGUGUGUAGUGGGGUUAAAUAUAUAAGUGAGGAGGAGAUGGUAACAAAGGCCAGUAGUGGAAGCCUUGUCCCUAUCCUACUCCUUGCUGAGCUGUCAAAAGGCAUGGAUUUUGUCAAUAGUUUUUGUGCUUAUCUUAUGCACUGUUCAGAAUAGUCUUCCCAGUCUUCAUCCAUUUUUAUUGUGUCUUUUUAAACACAGAUAAAUUGCUUAGCUGGCCAAAAGCCAUUAUUCCAUGGCUGGACCUCACUGGGUGGGAUGUCACAUGCUGAGCUCACUGUCCUGUGUCACUACUGUGGCUGCAGUGAUAUCAGCUGGCAGUCUUACAGAGACUGAGCUUACUGAUUUGUCAUGCUUUUGGUAACAGAUAAAGACACUGCAGUAUUCUUAGGAGCUGGGACCUAAUUCUGCUCCUCUCCCAGCUGGAUUGGAGCUCCUCUCCCACCAUCCCAGGUUGUUCAUCACUGCCAGCCCAAGCCUGCUGAUCUGGCCAUUUCCAGGCUUAACGUUCCAGAUGCUUGACCCCCUCUGGUCGGGCAGCAGCAGGCUGCUCAGAAGGGCCAUGCACUCCUGGGCAUUUCCCUGCAGCUCCUCAUCUGUGUGAGGGGUUGAAGGCUCCAGGUACCCUCUGCCUCUGCGAUUGUUUUGGUUGGGACAGAGUUAAUUUCUUGAUAGAAGUUAGUAUGAGGCUACCUUUCUGACUGUCCCCUUCCCUCCUGGGGGACUGUGCAAGUAGCUGAGUAGUGCUUAGUUGCUGGCUGGGGUUAAACCAUGACAGCAUCUGAGCACCUUCGCAGGGUUUUGCGCCUGCCCCACAGAGCAAAGAUCGCUAAAUGCAAGCCUGCCUCUGGGUGUACCUUCUUAGUGGCCCAUUUUACUGACAGGACAGACAGAUGAGAGGACUGCAGGGGGUCCUCUGGUGAUUUUUUGUUCAGCUGAUGAGUGCUAGUGUUUAAGGUGUUUCUCAGCCUUCCUUCUGUCUGAAUGUUUGUCAUUGUAUCAGGAUCACUAACAGUAUUGUCUUUUCUUUUGGCUUUGAUGAGCAUUUGUUAGUGCAUCUGAAAUACUCCUUCUUACCAGAGUGCGUAAUUUUGGAUUGUGCCUUUUAUGUCAUAUGUUUACUAAGGGUACCAACUGUAAGGCUGAAAAAUUAACAAUGGAGAUUUAAAACUUAGGACUCAGUGUUCAGAACAAGUAUUUUGCUGGUUCUAGAGCUGUAGCCUGUCCAGAGUCUGGUAAAAACUUUCAUAUGUCUGUCUGCUUGUGUUACUGAGGAUGUGAGGGGUGAUGUUUGCUCUACUGUUGUAGAGCAAAAUAUGAAUUAUUUAUUUGUACAUCUCACUUUUUCUAAUUAAAAAAAAAAUCUGAUCCAACCAAAACACUGACUGGUCCUUUUUUUUUUUUUUUUUCUUACUUGUUUGGGAUACCAGAAAUGCAUCAUUGUAAGCUGGGCUUUUUAGUAGUUUUGAUUUAUACUUUGCUUCAUUUCUGACAGAAAAUGGCAGUUCAUGGGGCUUUUAGGGUGUUUUGGGGUAAUUUUUCUUUUUAAAAGAAGGUUUUGAACAAAACUUUUGAGAUAAAUUUACAGAAGGAUUUUUGUUUAGUUCAGUCAAAACAGUGUAUUCUAUAUUUUUGCAAUUAUUGUUUGUGUCAUGUUUGUUGCUUAAUUAUUUUUUAUCUAAAGUUACAUGCUCUACUGAUACAUUGUCUGUCUUGUUUUCUGUAUUUCCCUGGAUGACAAGAAGCCAAA
Messenger RNA from Vidua chalybeata, 3457 nucleotides. Its product is annotated as OX-2 membrane glycoprotein-like. NCBI's taxonomy places the organism in Eukaryota, Metazoa, Chordata, Aves, Passeriformes, Viduidae. Gene Ontology annotation, biological process: regulation of immune response; negative regulation of macrophage activation. The transcript has 5 exons. Gene Ontology annotation, molecular function: cell-cell adhesion mediator activity. The record is from RefSeq and is a predicted model, not a curated record. Bases 264 to 938 code for a protein of 224 amino acids.